GGACCAAUCAAAGAUGAGCUUUAACGAAAUCGCUUGUAAUGAGUGAGGUUAUGAUUGGUCGAUAUGGCGUAACUAUCAUCGAUAAAACGAUCGCUUUAUGAAGGGUUACCUUGAAAAUAUCAGAGUAAGAGAAAGACAGAGAGAUAAAGAUAGAGAUAGAGUUAGAGAGAGAAAGAGAGAGAAAGAGAGAGAGAGAGAAAUUGAAAGAGAGAGAGAAAGACAGAAAGAUAGAGAAAGAUAGAGAGAGAAAGAAAGAAAACAGGGGGAAAAGAGGAAAUCUAAUGCGAAGAGAAGUAAUUUAAUAUGUCUAUUCUAAAGACACAGUGUAACGAGCGAUUAAGUUCGUCAAGGUCAUCAAGAGAGCGUCGUAGGAAUGUACGAAGGAAGCUCUCCUCUUUACCCUACCAUCGUCGGCCCAUAAAAUCCACUGGAGGAUCCCCCACAUUGCAUCCAGGAGAAAAGCCAUCGCUUCGAGCGAUCGCGCGAUGUCAACGAGACGGAGAGCAGCGAGAAAGAGAAGGAAGGAACGUGUCAAUCUGUAUCGCGGAAAGUCCACGGCUUACGUACGACGUUAGUAGUAUACGACGAUACUGCCGGUACUUGGCCGAUCUGUCCGGGUAGGGAAACAAGUGUCUGCUGUGUACAAGAUGGCGGCGCCCGGGGCUUUCGCUCUCGUGAAAAUCGCAAUGAAACGAGUGAUUGUCUCUCUGUUCUAAUUACAACAACACAACAACAACAACAACAACAACGAGUUAGAAAAAGAAAGAAAGGAAAAAAGAAAUAAAAUAAAAUAAAAUAAAAUAAAAUAAAAUAAAAUACGACGAAAAAGAGAAACGACAAAAGUGUGGUGGUUGUUGGUGGUGUGGUUGGUGGUGGUUAGUGUUAGUGGUGUUGGUGGUGGUGGUGGUGUUAGCUACGCGAUACGGCCCCAGGAGGAGAGCGGUAUCGCAGAGAGCCGAGAGAGAAUCCUCGACCGUCGAAGGAUGUGAUCCGUAGAAGAAAGAAAAAAUAAAAUCCCCUGACAUCCCAAAACCCGGAGCCUCCUUAGCCCCGAGGCUGCCGAGGUAGGAGGCAACGGGGAGAGAGAGAGAGAGAGAGAAAGAAAGAGAGAGAAAGAGAGAGUAUAAUAUAUAAGGUGUAACAAUUUCUUCUUUCGUUUCUUUUUUUUUGGUUCUUUCUUUUUUCUCUCUCUCUCUUUUUCAUCGGCGGAGUCCUCCUAACCAAAGGGAAGAAUAAUAUAAUACGUGGAUAUAUAUAUAUAUAUUCAAAGUUUUCGGAAAUAAUAGAGAAAAUUCGAAGAGAGAUAUGAUAUAAGGAAAUAAAGAAAUAAUAAUAAUAAGAAGAAAAAGAAAACGAAGAAGAGGAAAACGAAGAAGAGGAAGACGAAGACGAAGACAACGAAGAAGAAUAAGAAGAAGAAGAAGAAGAAGAAGAGAUUGACGAAGACGAAAAAGUCGUCAAUCGGUCGUUUGGUUGGUCGGGCGGUCGGUCGGUCGGUUGGUUGGUUGGGGUGUCAGAGAAUCAGUCAGAGUGCAUCGGUUCGUCCUUUUUGCGAAGGAAUUGUCCUUCUUGUUCCCUCCCUCCUUCCUCUUCCUUCUUCUCCUUCCUCCCUUCCCCUUUUACCUUCCUUCUUCCUUUCCUUCCCAGGGCUUUCUAGAGUAAACCAGGUCUACUAAGAACCUUCGUUUCUCUCUCUCUCUCUCUCUCUCUCUCUCUUUCUUUCUUUCUUUUUUCCUCUUCCCCUCUGUCCUAUCUAUCUAUCUAUCUCACUCUCUCUCUCUGUCUCUCUGUCUCUCUGUCUCCGUCUCUCUCUUUGACGCACACGCAGGCAUACGCUCUUCCUCAUCCUCUCUUUCCACCACUCCACCCAGUGAAGAGAGUUCCUUAGCUCAAAGACGACGCGUACGCCUUGGAAGGCCAAGGAAAGAUUUGCGACACGACGUCACAACAACAACGUCGUCGACGACGACGACGACGACGAGAACAACAGCAGCAGCAGCAGCAGCAGCAGCGGCGACGACGACGACGACGACGACGACGACGACGGCAGCGGCAGUGGUAGUGAUCACGAAGACGACGAUAAUGACGACGACAACGACAACGACGACGACAACGACGACAAUGGGAACGACGACGACGACGACGACGACGACGAUGACGAUGGGAACGUUGACUACAUCUACUACGACGACGAUGGAGUCUAGACAACGUUAUCACGAGCUAUGUCGAUUGUGUGCAUCUUACGACGCUGUCAAGAUGGAUAUAUUCGGACAGGAGGGAAAAAAUCGACAACUGGUCGACAAAAUUCAGACCUGUCUACCGUUCAAGAUCACAGAAAAUGAUCGCCUCCCAAAGUGUUUAUGUUAUCGCUGUAUGUACAACCUGGAGAAUUUUUAUGACUUCAGGACAGCAUGCGUCAAUGCAGUGGCAUUAUUGGAAAGAUAUUUACCUCCUAGCGAAUUAGCACAUAAUGGGGACAAAAGUAACUAUAUGCAGUACAGUAAUGUACAUUCAGAAUUUUUGAAGGAGAAAGAAAAUAUCCCCAUAUUAAUCCCAGAGGCUCCCAUAGUAAAUCCAAAUGCGGCUUUAGGUACACCGCCAAGAUUAAAUUCCGAUGGAGAAGCAGAUAAUGAAAUAGAAGAACUUCUUGAAAAUAGUGGCACGGAUGAAGAGGCAACGAUAAUAGAUGAUUCGGAUAGAAAAUCUGAUGAAUAUGAAAUGGAUAUGGAAACGAAUCCUAGUGAUUUCUUAGAAAUGACCCCAAUGGUAACUGAAGAUAAUGAAGAAACGAGUUCAAAAAAUAUGCCUAUGGUAACACAAGAAUCAACAAUAUUCCAACAUACAUCGGAGCAACAUGAAGUGUAUGUGUGUUCGUUGUGUAACAAGGCAUUCAGUUCUAAAGGACAUUUGUCCCUUCAUGCAAGAAUUCAUGUGGGUGCAGGUGAUGUCAUCGGUGAGAAAGUUAUCACCGAUGAUCAUACUUCCUAUAAAAGGCCUUAUCAAUGUGAUCUUUGCAACAAAUCUUAUUCAACGGCUAAACAUCGAUGGGGACAUGUAUCUACUACGCACAGAGGACAUCCUGCCGUAACAUGUGGGUAUUGUUCACGCAUUUAUUCAACACGAACAAAUCUUGAAGAACAUAUAAAAUCACGACAUGCAGGAUUUCCUGCACCGUCCGAAUUACUAAACCCCCUUUUCCGUUCAGAAACCAAAUGUUAUUGUAAAAUGUGUUCCAAAAUGUUCACUAGUAUAGCCGAUUUAAAUAUUCAUAGUCGAAUAUGUAUUGGACAACGAAUAGAGCUUCAAGUGCAACCGGAUAUUAAGAUUGAAUCACAUAAUAGUAAAAGUCUGGUUGAUACUUCGGAUAUAUCGAGUAUGGAUACGGACGAUGAACAUAAGGGAUUUAAAAAUGCUGAAGCAAAAUUAGCCAAAAAUCCACAGCUUACGAUAUUGAAACAGGCGUUGACAAAGGGUAGUGGUUUAAAAAGAGAUUUGGAUGAUAAAACGAGAGCGAAUUGUAGUCCACAAAAAAUAGCGAAAACAGAUGGCUGUGAAAUGCAGAAGAGGUGGUACUGCGAAAUGUGUCCACAAAGUUUUUCUUCAGUGGAAAAUCUUAAAGAACACGAGAUAACACAUGAUGCUGACAAACCUUUUAUUUGUAUAUUGUGUAAAAAAGACUUUACUUUAAAAUCAUCACUCAGCAGACAUAUCUUGGUAUCGCAUGGUGUAGAUCCAUGUCCUUUUAUAGAUAGUGAUAAGUGUUUAAAAAGAGUAGUUCUUACGCAAUCAUGGGGUCAACAGAUACCUAUACCUAUGUCCGAUCAGAAAGACUCAAAGGAACCUUCGGAGUUUGCUCUGUCUCCAGAAAUGAACGUAGAAAAUGAAGAUGAAGAUCAGGAGAGGAGUAAUCAUGAAAAUAUGGUAGAAAUGGAGACAGUUUUUGUAUGUGAAAUAUGUACAAGGGAUUUUAAUGAUAGAGCAUCUUUAUGGUUGCAUAUACGUGCGACGCAUAAAGAAUGCGCUGCUUUUGCUUGCGGAGUAUGUUUAAAAAUAUGUUCUGACAAUACACAACUCCUAAAUCACGUUAAUAUGUAUCACGGAGGAUCAAAGUUAUUAGUAUCGGAACAAAGAAGGUAUAGUUGCACGAUAUGUGGUAGACAACAUGAUUCACGAAAGAAAUUAAUUGCUCAUGUAUCAAUACAUAAUGUAAAUCCUGCUUAUGACCCUGCAAAUUUUGUACAGUUAAACAGUAAUUAUUAUAACGAGACAUUAAAUGGUAAUGAAGUAACUGAAAAUAUUUUGGAGUUUGAUGGAGACGAGGGAGAAAAAAUAGACUGUUAUAUUUGUUAUAAAUCAUUUCCAAACGAGGAUCAUCUUAUAAGACAUCAAAGAAAUGCUCAUAAGUUCGAGCAAAUGGCUCAGGUAGUAGAUGCCAUUGGUAAUGGUAAUCCAGCAAAUAUGAAUGGUACUGGUAAUAGGGCGCAGUAUCAUUUAUUUUUUGUCUGCGAGCUUUGUGGUAGCUCACAUCCUAGUAAAUGGGAACGUUGGUUACAUGUUAGUAGCACUCAUAGUAACGAACCAAGUAUAAAGUGCGAACGGGACGAUUGUGGAAAAAUAUUUGCUACGAAGGCGUUACGUAACGAGCACGUACACCACCAUCACUCGGUCCAAGGUCCUUCGCCAAAUACUUGUGAAGUUUGCGGUAAAUUAUGGGGUAGCCGAGUUGAUUAUUGGAAGCACGUUAUGGGAGUACAUUCCGAUACAGUGCCGCUAAUAUGUGGCGUUUGUCUAAAAGUAUUUCCGAAUGUUUUGCAACUUAAAACACAUGUGCAAACUAAACAUUGGCCAUUGACCAAUGGUGAUUUUAGUUGCGAUAUAUGCGGUAGACCAUAUUCAAAUAAAUCUAAAAUGUCAAGACAUAGAAAAAUUCAUGGAUUAGAAAUUGAUGGUUAUGAUAAUAACAGUAUUAACGAUGCCUUGAACGAAUCGUCAAAGUACGAGCACGGUGUUGUACCCCAAGAAAUGGAUUUAACAUGUGAAUUGUGUGCCGAUAUGAAAUUUUCAAAUCUGGAAAGUUUAUGCAGUCAUAGACGUAUUGUGCACCGUCUAUUUCCGUGUGAUCUUUGUAACAAGUGUUACGGGAGAACGUCACAUUUAUGGAAACAUGUAAAUCGGGUACACAAAGGUCACGUAGAUAUAACGUGUCCUUACUGUUUGAAAACUAGCGCGUCUAAAGACCAUUUAGCUGCGCACAUAUCCAAAAUUCAUAGGUACGAGUUAGAUGUUAGAAAGGAUAAUAAAAAUUCAGUAAAUUUCAAAUCUUCGAACGUGGAGGAUGGGGUUUUACAUUAUUGUGAAAAAUGUAAUAAAGGAUUUCAUAAACGUUACUUACUUAGACGCCAUAUGAAAGGUUGUCAGAAUUAUCGAAAAGAUCCAGGCGCAUUAUUGACCCGUUGCCGUGCCUGUGAAAGAAUAUUUAAAGAUCGUGCCAGUUUACAAAAGCAUAUAGAAAAUCAUCAUAGCACAUACACAUGCCAUUUAUGUAACGAAACUAUUACAUCUAAAUUGGGUAUUAUGACUCAUAAUCGGGUUAAGCAUAUGGAUCAUCCAGAUCUUACGUGUGAAUAUAUUAGUUGUAAAAAAUUAUUCAGAACUAAGGAAGACUUGGAGGCACAUAGGAAGGAUCAUAAAUAUCAUAUAACUCCUAACGUUUGUGACUUUUGUGGGGAUACGGUGGAGAAUAAAUUGAAAUUAAAAAUGCAUGUAUUAUCUUUACACAGAAAUGAAAUAGGAGUAUCUUGCGGUGUUUGUUUAAUACCUAUGAAAGAUCCAAAGGAUUUGAAGAAACACGUUGAAGACGUACACGAAAGUGUUUUAUCCAAACCAAAUACGUGUCAGGUAUGCGGCAAACAAUAUGCAUCAAAAUGGAAAGCUUUCGAUCAUACGAAAAAAUGUCAUGGGAAGGUGUUUAGAACGUGUAAACAAUGUUUAGCUGUUUUUACCAAUGAUUCGGAUAUCAGAGAUCAUUAUGAACACGUUCAUAAUAUUUCCAAAGAUCAAUUAGCUGCAUUUGAAUAUCGUAUGGAUAUUGGAUCUAAAGUCGACGAGUACGAUGUACCAGCGGAUAUCGUUGUUAAAGAAGAACCGGAUGAUUUAGAUUUCGACGAGGAUUUAUGCGAGGACGAUUUGAAUAAUUCUAAACGUAGAAGAUCGUUAACAGAUACCUACGAUUGCGAGAUGUGUCCGGAAAUUUUCUUAAAUUGUCAUACAUUGGCGAAACAUUAUCAAAAUGUUCACAAUACCGAUCCAAUUCGUAUGUUUAAAAAGAUAAAGCCGGAUAAUAAUGACAGUGGCAAAAGAAAAAUGAGAAAUCGAAAGAAUUUUGAAUGUAAAAAUUGUCAAAAACAAUUCUGUACGAAAACAUUGUUUUGGAAUCAUAUUAACGUAUGCACCAGGCGUAACGCCUUUAACAGAUUGGAUAUGCAAAAUAUUAUGCCAACGUCGAUUUUAGAAACACAUUUAAAAAAUAAUAAUCAAAUAAAGAAGGAAGAAACUUCGUCGUUUAUGAACGAAUCGAAUUUAAACAUUCCAGAUUUUAAUUUAUUCGAAGAUAUUAAUUUGCAAUUGUCAGGGCAAAAACCAGUACCGAAUCUUAUGCCAUUGUCACAUAUUAAACCACCUACUGCGGUUAAAUGUUCUAGAAAAGAUUCUCGAAAGGUAUACGAUGAAUCAACGAAUACCGAAUGCACGUGUGAAGUUUGUGGCAAACAAUGGCCAGCGAAAAAACAUCUUUGGCAACAUCUUAUUCGUUUUCAUAGAGCAGAAGCUGCUGUUACGUGUGGCGUUUGUUUGAAAUUAUGUAAAUCUUAUCAAGAUCUGUCCGAUCAUUUGAAGGCAACUCAUGCUGCUAUAUUAUCGUGCGAAGGAAAUAAUUUCACCUGUAAAACCUGUGGUCGUUAUCACAAUGCAAGAAGUAAAUUAUUAUUACAUAUGAGCAUUCAUAUUAAUUACGUUGGCAAUUUUUGGUGUCAAAAGUGUCAAUUGAAUUUUGAAAGUGAGGGCAAAUUUUCAGAACAUAUAUUAGAAUGUAACAAGAAAAUAGAAUCCGUUAGAAGUACCAUCGAGGAUAAUAUAAAGAAUGAAAACGAUGAGAAGGGAAGUUUGAUAGGCGAUGAGACAUCGGUCGUCGAGGAGGUAGAGGAAGUUGAAGAUUUUGAAUCGGAACCUGAGGAGGAUGGCGUCACCCAAGAGGAGAGUAAUAGCGAGAACACGGAAAAUUCGGAAGAUUCGGAUAGUGCCAGUAAUACCAGUACCAGCGACGAGGAGGAAGCGGAAGAGGAAAAUGAUUCUGAAGCCGAGUCUAGAUCUAAUAGUAGGGCUAUAAUAGGAGGGGAAGUAUCGUGUAAUACCGAUGUAAGCGAUGAUACAGAUUCAGAAAAUUCCGUAAAUUCCGCCAUGAUUGAUAAUAAAAAUUUAAACGACAUGAAUUGCUUUAUGAUACACAACGAGGAUAAGCAAAUGGAUAUCGAUACGAAAGACAAUUUGGAAGGACAAUUAACGAAUCAGGAAAUAGUUGGUGAAGUUAAAGAGACUAAUCAAGAGGAACAACAACCACCACACCAACAACCACCACCACAACAACAACCACCACCACAACAACCACCACAACAACAACCACAACCACAACCACAACCACAACCACAACCACAACCACAACCACAACCACAACCACAACCACAACCACAACCACAACCACAACCACAACCACAACUACAACCACAACCACAACCCCAACAACAACAACAACAACAACAACAACAGCAACAACAACAACAACAACAACAACAACAACAACAACAACAGCCACAACAACCACAACAACCACAACAACAACAACAACUACGACAACAACAACAACAACAACAACAACAACAACAACAACAACUGCAACAACAACUACAACAACAAGAACAACAACAACAAGAACAACAACAGCAACAGCAGCAGCAGCAGAAAGAAUUGAAUAUUAAAGAAUCAGUGAAUGUGAGUAAAUUGAAUAAUCUUCACGUCAAGGAAUCACCCGAGAAAAGAAGAAGCGAUUCGGAUUUUACCGACGACGAUGGUCCACCCAUUUUGAGUCCAAUUAUGCCAUUGUUAGAACAGGAACAAACGCAACAACACAAUAAUAAUCCGAUAGAUGAUAUGAGACACAAGCUUAGUCCUAUGGUACCGUUGUCAAUGAACGACGAAAAGGUAUUAGAAAUGUGUGAAUUUUCUGAAAAUGGUAACGAUGUUGAAAGGGGUACGACGUCAUCCAUAUCGAAUCUAAUAAAUUAUUACGAAAAUACGGAUAACGAUAAGGACAUGAACGCUAAUGCGUCUAACCAUAAUUUAGAAUAUGAUUGUGACGAUUUUGAAAAUAUCGAUAACGAGGAGGAUGAGGAAGAGGAGGAGGAGGAAGUGGAAGAGGAGGAGGAAGAGGAGGAAGAGAGGGAUGAGGAGGAGAGAGAGGUGGAGGAACGGGAGGAUGGGGAGGGGGAGGACGAGGAGGAGGAAGAGGAGGAGGAGGAGGAGGAGGAGGAGGAAGAAGAAGAGGAGGAAGGUAGUAUAUCGGCCAAUGAGGAUGGACAAAUGGAAAUAGAUGAACAAAAUGUGGAUUGUAAUUCGGUAAAUAGAUAUGAAAAAUUAGAAAUUAACGAAUGUAUCAAUGAUUCCGAGAUUGACUCUUAUGAGGAAAAUUUAGACGAAGAGAUUAAAUUUGACAAUGAGACUAGAGAUAACGAUGUACAAAUUCAUAAUCUGGAUGGUGCUGUAUUGAUGGUAGCUAACGAUUCGGAAGGUAAUCAGAUUUUAAUUCAACAAAAUGUAUUAACAAUAGGAAACGAGGAUUCUAAUACUGGUGCGACUGAAUAUAUUUAUCAAGAUACGAACGAGUACGAGAUUGAAGAGUAUGGUAUAGCACACCAUGAAAAUAAUUCAACGAUACAGUCUGACGAUAUUCAAGAGAUGGCAUAUGUUCAAGAUAUAUCAGAAAAUGAGGAUAGCAUCGAAGAGGUUGUAGAAAUACAUGAUAUGGAGGAACAAAGUAUGAGUGCCAAAAGCAAACAAUCUAACUUAUAAUAAGUCUAUAACAAAGUGGUGUAAGAUAAUGAGAUAUAGAUAACGAUGUGAGGGUCCAUAAAAAAAAAAAAAAAAAGAAAAGAAAAAAAAAGAAGGGACU
This is a messenger RNA of Vespa mandarinia (Asian giant hornet), 9220 nucleotides long. RefSeq lists its product as uncharacterized. Gene Ontology annotation, biological process: regulation of transcription by RNA polymerase II. Gene Ontology annotation, molecular function: DNA-binding transcription activator activity, RNA polymerase II-specific; zinc ion binding; RNA polymerase II cis-regulatory region sequence-specific DNA binding. The record is from RefSeq and is a predicted model, not a curated record. Gene Ontology annotation, cellular component: nucleus. NCBI's taxonomy places the organism in Eukaryota, Metazoa, Arthropoda, Insecta, Hymenoptera, Vespidae.